Molecule: messenger RNA, 1938 nt
Organism: Anopheles bellator
Lineage: Eukaryota; Metazoa; Arthropoda; Insecta; Diptera; Culicidae
Exons: 6
Coding region: 106-1938 (610 amino acids)
Molecular function (GO): protein binding
Source: RefSeq, a predicted model, not a curated record
AGUAGCGCGAUUCGCGAUCGGCUAAGAUCGCCUCUGUAUCUCUCUUCCCGAAUCGAAUAGUUCCUGUGUUGAGCGAGUGAACUUAGUUUAAAGUCAAGCGCAAACAUGUGGCAAGGUGUGGCGUUCCUGUUGGCCACCUCAUUGGUCCUGUGCACGGCCGGACGUCUGGUGCCGGCCCCGCAGGGUGAGGUUUGCCCGAAACGGUGUAGCUGUGAUAUGGUGGAGGAUCGAAAACGAGCAGACUGCAGUAACGAGCGUCUUAUCAGCACGCACACCGAUGUCCCGACCGGUGUUGAAAUUCUCGAUCUCAGCAUUAAUUUGAUAUCAUCGAUCGAGGACGAUAGCCUCGCGCACUACGGCAAUCUCGUGAAACUGUUUCUGUCGGAGAACUCGAUCGAAACCAUUGCACUGGACGCAUUCUCCCGAUUACCAAACCUAGCGACACUGGACCUCUCGCACAAUCGACUGGAGCGCCUGGACGAGCAAUUGUUCGAGCGCAACACUGAAUUGUCGGAACUGAAUCUAUCGAACAACAACUUCAUGAUGCUGUCCGACCAGCCAUUCCUCAGGAGCCCCUCGCUUGCGAUCCUGCACCUAUCCGAGUGCCACAUUCCCCACGUCUUCGACGCCAUGUUCACACACCUACCGAACCUGCAGUCGUUGGACGUGUCCCGGAACGUCAUGAACGGUAUUUCGAUUGCGCCGUUCACGCAUCUUCGCAAACUGAGCUCGAUCGAUUUGAACGACAACCGGUGGGACUGCGGUUCGCAGUCGGUCCGCACUACGGUCCGAUGGAUGAAGAAGCGGAUAGCCAGGAUCCAGGUGGAAAGUUGCCUGCUCACCGACCGCAACGUUUCCGGCAGUAAGUUCGAGCGGAUGAUGGAAGAUCCUUCGCUUGACGAUCACCAUCGUGAGGAGGUGGCCAUCGAGGAUGUCUGGGGUAACGGAACCCGCACGAAGGCAGCGAACAACGGAAGUCUUCCUUGGCCAGCAUUCAUGAACGUCGAAUGUUCCUACAACAACCACGGUGCAUCGAAAGAACCGUGCAACCGAUUCGUCGAAUGCCAACAGAGCUACGGCGAGCUGUUCCACUCCUACCGGGACCUUGUGUCACGGCAUCAGCGCCCCUUUGGUGGGCGUUAUUCGCGGCUGGAAGUCUUCCUCAGCGGCGGUAUCGUGGGAAUGCUUAUCGGUGCCUUCGGCACGUACAUAAUCUACUGGGCGAUCCGCAGUUGCCGCAAGCGCCACGCCAGGCGCCAGGAGCACACCGUUACUACCGAGGAGCAGAAACAGUUCCACCAGGAGCUGCGGCGUGAGUUCCAGGCCCGCAAUCGCUUUGCACAUAGUCGACUGACGGAAUCACCGGUCACCCGGUCACGAGUGCCGCGCGGAUCGGCGACGGUGAGCGAUGAGGAAAUCUACCAGAACCACGAGCACACGCGCCAGUUCCUGGUGAACCUGUUCUCCAAACGACAGCCCCGUUACGUACGAAACAAUUCGCAGAUUGCGAACAUCAACAAUCGGCACAUGCCGCCCCGAGCUCCGAUUGGAGGUCUAGCCCCCCAUCAACCCAGCGAACUGAGCCCGGCCCAGGUCUUUACCCAUGACGACGUGACCUGGUACGAAUGCGUCAACGCCGAGAAUUACGAACGAGAACGAACGCUGGUCGAGCGCGACGCCCUAAUGGGCACCAGCGAAGAACUGCUACUGCAACCGACGUGGGUAAGCAUUAGACCCACGGUGGCCAGCCCCGGUGGCACACUGCCCCGGAACUACCGGCCACACGACAUACAGACGGUGCCAGCGGGGGGAAAGCCCACCGCCGCCAUACGCCGAAUUUGCACUGAACAUAGAACCAAACACCGAGCGCAUCGGUACGCCCUAGCUCGUUUGAAAGGAUAUUUCUUAGUAUGUUAUGUAAGAAGCGAACGAUUGUAA